Molecule: messenger RNA, 2800 nt
Organism: Theobroma cacao (cacao)
Lineage: Eukaryota; Viridiplantae; Streptophyta; Magnoliopsida; Malvales; Malvaceae
Source: RefSeq, a predicted model, not a curated record
CUAGAAAGCAGUUCAGACACCCCACCCCAGCUCUGUCCAAUGUCUUUUGGUGGUCCACAUUGUUAUUUAUCACCGUCUCUCCCAGAAAAUUCAUUGAAAAGUGUUCUUUUCUUCAUCAAAUGGAAGACAAGGAAGAGUUUCUCAAGGAAUUCGGUGACUAUUACGGUUAUCCCAACGGCCCAAAAACCAUCGACCAAAUUCGCGCCACCGAGUUCAAGCGGUUAGAAGAUACCGUGUAUUUGGACCAUGCUGGAGCAACCCUUUACUCCGAGUCGCAGAUGGAAGCAAUCUUCAAAGAUCUUACGACUAGUGUUUAUGGAAAUCCCCAUAGCCAAAGUGAUUCUAGUUCAGCCACUAGUGACAUUGUAGCUGAAGCUCGCCGACAGGUCCUUGAUUACUGCAAUGCUUCUCCAAAGGAUUAUAAAUGCAUAUUCACUUCUGGGGCAACAGCUGCAUUAAAGCUUAUAGGGGAGAACUUUCCAUGGAGCUGUCAGAGCAGCUUUAUGUACACAAUGGAAAAUCAUAAUAGUGUACUUGGUAUUAGAGAAUAUGCACUCAGUCAAGGAGCUGCAGCCUUUGCAGUAGAUAUAAAAGAGGAUGUGGAUCAGAGUGGAGUAUCUGGAAGCCCUGUGACUUCAGUGAAGAUAUCACAGCAUCCAGUACAGAGAAGAAAUGAAGCUGAAGUUUUGGAAGGGGAGCUUACUGGUGAUGCCUCUAAUUUGUUUGCCUUCCCCUCAGAGUGCAAUUUCUCUGGAUUGAGAUUUAGCCUUGAUUUGGUGAACAUUGUUAAGCAAAAUGCAGAAAAAAUUUUGGAAGGCUCUCCAUAUUCAAAGGGAGGUUGGAUGGUCUUAAUUGAUGCUGCAAAGGGCUGUGCAACACAACCCCCAGAUUUGUUACUUUAUCCUGCGGAUUUUGUUGUAAUCUCAUUUUAUAAGUUGUUUGGCUAUCCAACUGGACUUGGUGCUCUCAUAGUUAGGAAUGAUGCUGCUAAGUUAUUGAAGAAGACCUAUUUUAGUGGAGCUUUGAACUUUUCAGGCACUGUUGCUGCUUCAAUUGCUGACAUUGACUUUGUCAGAAGACGAGAAGGUGUUGAGGAGCAUUUUGAGGAUGGCACCAUUUCAUUUCUAAGCGUAGCAUCUAUACGUCAUGGAUUUAAAAUAUUCAGUACCCUUACUGCAUCUGCAGUGUGCCGGCAUACCAUGUCACUUGCCAUGUUUUUGGAGAAGAAGCUCUUAGCUUUGCGACACAAAAAUGGAUCAAGUGUCUGCACUCUUUAUGGCAAUCGUUCUCUAAAGGUUUCUAGUCAUGACUCUGGCUCUAUUGUCUCAUUCAACCUAAAAAGACCUGAUGGUUCUUGGUUUGGAUAUCGGGAGGUGGAAAAAUUGUCAUCCUUGUCUGGAAUUCAGUUACGGACAGGAUGCUUUUGCAAUCCUGGUGCUUGUGCAAAAUAUCUUGGCUUGUCCCACUCGGAUCUUCUUUCUAACCUAAAGGCUGGGCAUAUUUGCUGGGAUGACAAUGAUAUAAUAAACGGAAAGCCAACUGGAGCUGUUAGAGUAUCUUUUGGUUACAUGUCAACUUAUGAAGAUGCUAAGAAAUUUAUUGAUUUUAUAAAACGUUCCUUUGUAUCAAUGCCAAGUGAGUUCGAGAAAGGGUAUCUACUCAGAACAAAGUCAAUUCCAUAUCCAAGUGAAGGUUUAGAAAAUCGGCUAUCAAGUUCUGGUUGCUAUCUUAAGUCCAUCACCAUCUAUCCAAUAAAAUCAUGUGCAGGUUUCAGUGUGGAAAGUUGGCCACUGAGCAGUACAGGUCUGCAAUAUGAUCGAGAAUGGCUUCUUAAAAGCUUGACUGGCGAAAUUCUUACACAAAAGAAGGCUCCUGAAAUGUCCCUCAUUAAUACCUUCAUUAACCUUAAUCAGCUGAUGUUGUCUGUAGAGUCACCCCGUUGCAAAGGGAAAUUGCAGAUCAAACUAGACUCUAAUUCAUAUCUUCAUGGAAAAGAAGAAUUAUAUAUGCAUAAUCAAAGAUAUGAAGUCCAAUGUUAUGGAAAUGAAAUCAACGAAUGGUUUAGUAAUGCUGUUGGUCAACCUUGCACUUUAGUGCGAUGUUGCCAUUCCCAGUAUUGCUUCUCUUUGAGCAAGAAUAGAAGUAUGGGCAUGUGCAGAAAUGUGGACAGCAGGGUGAAUUUUUCAAAUGAAGCUCAGUUCUUAUUGAUUUCUGAGGAAAGUGUAUCUGACCUGAACAACAGACUAUGCUCAAAUACUCAAAAACGCUCUGGUGUAGCCGCACCUUAUGUCAACCCAAUGAGAUUUCGGCCUAAUCUUGUCAUAUCUGGAGGUGAACCAUAUGCUGAAGAUGGAUGGAGAAAUCUUAAAAUUGGGAACGCAUAUUUUACUUCUUUAGGUGGUUGCAACCGCUGCCAGAUGAUCAAUUUUUAUCAUCAAAUGGGGCAAGUGAAAAAGACAAAUGAACCUUUGGCAACUCUAGCAUCAUACAGGAGAGUGAAGGGGAAGAUUUUAUUCGGGAUAUUGCUGAGGUAUGACUCUGGUGAUGAGGCUGUGCUGGAUACAAAUUCAUGGCUUAAUGUGGGAGACGAAGUUUACCUAAAUUCAGAAUAGGAAGAUAUGGACAGAGGAAAAACCUAUCUGUUGCAUAAGCAUGUACAGGAAAUACUGCAUGCUCCUGAACAAUGGGAUACACACAACAUUAAAUAAGGGCCACUCAGCAUGAACACAAUUUUGUUAUUCGUGAAUGCUCAAACAUUGAUUCUAUAUAAUGAACAAUUCGCAGAUAUCCUGAUUUUUUA